Exophiala spinifera is the source of this 1740-nucleotide messenger RNA. RefSeq lists its product as uncharacterized. Gene Ontology annotation, biological process: transmembrane transport. Lineage: Eukaryota; Fungi; Ascomycota; Eurotiomycetes; Chaetothyriales; Herpotrichiellaceae. The transcript has a single exon. The record is from RefSeq and is a predicted model, not a curated record. Bases 1 to 1740 code for a protein of 579 amino acids. Gene Ontology annotation, molecular function: transmembrane transporter activity.
AUGGCAGGACUACCAACCUCUGCAGAUGCAUCCGCUACCACCUCCCUCACAGAUAUCUCGAAGCCUCCUCAACCUAUUGUCGAGGGGGACAACGAGAAGAAGCAAGAGCAAGAGGUCAGCCUGAGUCGCCAAAUCUCCGCAUCCGACAACUCUGUGACCAUCGAGAAAGAUGAGACCCUGGGACGUGAGCUAUCACGCAUCGACACUUCCGAUUAUCCUUCUGCCUUCCCCCUGGCCAUGAUCGUCGUGGCUUUGGCGUGCAGCAUUUUCCUGGUGGCCUUGGAUAUGACCAUUGUCGCUACAGCCAUCCCACGUAUCACCGAUCAGUUCCACAGUCUUGACCAGGUCGGCUGGUAUGGAUCUGCCUUCUUCUUGACCAUCGGCUCGUUCCAAGCAACAUGGGGAAAACUCUACAAAUACUUCCCUUUGAAGAUCUCAUACUUGGCCAGCAUCUUCAUCUUCGAAAUUGGCUCUCUCAUCUGCGCCGUCGCCAACGACUCCACCACGUUGAUCGUUGGCAGAGCCAUCGCAGGUAUGGGCGGAGCCGGUAUUGCCUCAGGAUCUUACACCAUCAUUGCCUUCUCUGCUCCUCCCAAACAGCGACCCGCUUUCACGGGUGUGAUGGGAGCCACCUUUGGCGUCGCCUCGGUCAUUGGCCCUCUCCUGGGUGGUGUCUUCACAGACAACCUCACAUGGCGUUGGUGUUUCUACAUCAAUCUCCCGAUUGGAGGCGCCGCCGGAUUCAUCAUCCUGCUCUUCUUCCGGACGCCCAAAGCUGCACGUCCACAAAGCGCCACACUGAAAGAGAAGCUUCUCCAGAUGGACUUUCCCGGCACAUUCACCAUCAUGGCAGCCAUCGUCUGCUACCUGCUCGCCAUGCAAUGGGGAGGCACUACCAAGUCCUGGUCCGACGGGUCCGUCGUCGCCACUCUCGUCCUGUUCGGCGUCCUGGUUCUUGCCUUCCUGGCCGUCGAAUACUUCCAGGGUGAUCGAGCGCUCUUGCAGGGUCGUCUCCUGAAGGACCGCACCAUUGGUGCCAUGUGUGCAUUCAUCUUCUUCACAGCGGGUACCUUUUUCAUCCUCCUAUACUACCUGCCCAUCUACUUCCAAGCCACUCGCAAUGUUUCAGCCGCCAAGUCCGGCAUCGAUAAUCUCCCUCUUGUUCUGGGUGCCUCUAUCUUCACCGUCAUGUCUGGCGGUCUUCUGACGGUCUGGGGUGAAUACAUCCCCCUCAUGGCGGUCGGCUCUAUCCUUGCUUCUGUUGGCUCUGGCCUGCUCUAUACCCUCGAGAUCGACUCUGGCAGCGGCAAAUGGAUCGGCUAUCAGGCCCUCGUCGGUAUCGGUCUGGGACUGAUCUUCCAGAUCCCGGUGAUUGUCGGCCAAGCCGUCGUCACCCCGUCGGACCUCAGUUCUGUGUCGGCAAUCAUCCUGUUCUUCCAGACCGUCGGCGGUGCCAUCUUCAUUUCCGCCGGCCAGUCGGGCUUCACCAACAAAAUGCUCGAGGAAAUUCCCAAGAGAGCCCCAGGGGUCGAUUCAGGUCUGGUGGUCGCGACCGGCGCCACUGAGUUGAGGAAGGUGUUUGAUGCAGCACAACUGCCGGGUAUUCUGUCUGCUUACAUGGAGGGUCUGCGUGUGCCAUUUGCCAUUGCCAUUGCAUGUGCAUGCGUCACAUUCCUUCUCUCUUUCGCCCCAAGGUGGGAGAGUAUCAAGGGCAAGGUCAAGUUGGACGCAGGCGCCUAA